Molecule: messenger RNA, 2692 nt
Organism: Condylura cristata (star-nosed mole)
Lineage: Eukaryota; Metazoa; Chordata; Mammalia; Eulipotyphla; Talpidae
Gene: KCNK12
Product: potassium channel, two pore domain subfamily K, member 12
Exons: 2
Coding region: 1259-2551 (430 amino acids)
Biological process (GO): stabilization of membrane potential; potassium ion transmembrane transport
Cellular component (GO): membrane
Molecular function (GO): potassium ion leak channel activity
Source: RefSeq, a predicted model, not a curated record
CCGGCUGAGGGAACACACGGAGGUAAAGAGGGUUUGGGGGAGCACAGCGCAGCAGGAUGACCCGCCUUUUCGUCUGUCCCCGCAGCGGCAGCAGUAGCGCCGCCCGCCCCGCGGCUGCGGCACUGAUGCGCUGUCCGUGGUGCUGACGCCGGGCCGCCCGCUGGAUCGGGAGGGGGAGGAGACGCCCUCAUUUCUCAAUCCCAGAGCCCAGACAUCCCACUCGCUCUCAAGCGGGAUCAUUUUCCCAAAGGAACUCUCCGAGAGCUGGCGCUGCGGGAGGACCCAGGGAGAAAGGAGUAAUGGGGAACUUAAACUUUGGACUGGAACCCGAGAACCUGGUGUUGGGGUAUUCGCGUCGUGAGGCCCCCAAUCACUAAGACCGCAGCGCGCUAUCAAGUUGGGCAAAGUUUGGCGGCAGCUUAGAGAUAAGCGAGGGAUGAAAAGCAGGGGAGGAUGGGACGGCGUCCUCCGGUGGAGUGGUAGCCAGCACCGCAGUCGGACACCUGCUUCAGUGGCCCGCAUUAGUGUCUCCAAAACCACCGGGAGGCGUUGCAGCAACCCAACAUCCCAUCCUUUCCCUCCCUUCCUAAUUCCCCCCUCCCAAACACCCCGCCCCAGGCGCCGGUGACUCCGCCUCUCAGAGCCGGGCGACUCUCCUGCAGGAGCUAGAAAGAGAGCGCUUCCUGGGACUCGGUUGGGUUCUCAGACUCUGAAGCCGACGCCGCCAGCUCAGACCUGGAGGCGGGAGCUGGACUGCCCGCUCAGCCUGGGCCUGGGAGCCGCCCAGCCGGGAACGCCUCAUGGGACGCCCCCAGGGGCUCUCCUUGAGCCCUGCUGUGGCGACCCAGUCCUAGGCGCCCGGACUCCACAGUCCACCCCGCCCGCAGUCCGCGGCCUGUCUGGAGAGGAGUAUGAGGCCCGGAGCCCCGCGGACGCCGGCCAAAGGGCGGCAGGGGCCUAGCUUCAGACCCCCGCGCUCGGGAGCGGUGGGUGAGAAGCCGCGGGAACCCGUGAGGCGUCGGGGCGCAGAGAGGAGCCCCCAAACCCCGGCGCCCGAAGGGCCGCGUGACCCCUGUGCAGCCUGAGCGCAGAGAACCAGGCGGAGGCGCCCCGCCGUCCGGGCUCUGGGGAAGCUGCGAGGGGCUCAGCGGCGGCCCCCGGUCUCUGCCCACCAUCCUGACGCUUCUGCUCCCGCAGUGGGGGAUGUCGCGGCCCGGGCUCCGAGCGCCGCCCCGGCCCCGGGGCUGAGCUCCGGACCAUGUCCUCCCGUAGUCCCCGGCCCCCGCCCCGCCGCUGCCGCCGCCGCCUGCCGCGCCCCUCCUGCUGCUGUUGCUGUUGCCGCCGUUCGCACCUCAACGAGGACACUGGCCGCUUCGUGUUGCUGGCGGCGCUCAUCGGCCUCUACCUAGUGGCGGGCGCCACAGUCUUUUCCGCGCUGGAGAGCCCGGGAGAGGCGGAGGCGCGGGCGCGCUGGGGCGCCACGCUGCGCAACUUCAGCGCGGCGCACGGCGUGGCAGAGCCGGAACUGCGCGCCUUUCUUCGGCACUACGAAGCGGCUCUGGCGGCAGGCGUCCGAGCAGACGCGCUACGCCCGCGCUGGGACUUUCCCGGCGCCUUCUACUUCGUGGGCACAGUGGUAUCCACCAUAGGUUUUGGCAUGACCACCCCAGCAACCGUGGGCGGGAAGGCCUUCCUCAUCGCCUAUGGACUGUUCGGCUGCGCUGGGACCAUCCUGUUCUUUAACCUCUUCCUGGAGCGCAUCAUCUCGCUGCUGGCCUUCAUCAUGCGCGCCUGCCGGGAACGCCAGCUGCGCCGCAGUGGCCUGCUGCCCGCCACCUUCCGCCCGGGCUCGGCGCUGUCCGAGGCCGACUGCUUGGCCGGCUGGAAGCCCUCCGUGUACCACGUGCUGCUGAUCCUGGGCCUGUUCGCUGUGCUGCUGUCGUGCUGCGCCUCCGCCAUGUACACGAGCGUGGAGGGAUGGGACUACGUAGACUCGCUCUACUUCUGCUUCGUUACCUUCAGCACCAUCGGCUUCGGGGACCUGGUAAGCAGCCAGCACGCCGCCUACCGGAACCAGGGGCUCUACCGCCUGGGCAACUUCCUCUUCAUCCUGCUCGGCGUGUGCUGCAUCUACUCGCUCUUCAAUGUCAUCUCCAUCCUCAUCAAGCAGGUGCUCAACUGGAUGCUGCGGAAGCUGAGUUGCCGCUGCUGCGCGCACUGCUGCCCGGCGCCAGGCGCGCCCCUGGCCCGGCGCAACGCCAUCACCCCGGGCUCCCGGCUGCGCCGCCGCCUGGCCGUGCUGGGCGCCGACCCCGCUGCCCGCGACAGCGACGCCGAGGGCCGCCGCCUGUCGGGCGAGCUCAUCUCCAUGCGCGACCUCACGGCCUCCAACAAGGUGUCGUUGGCGCUGCUGCAGAAGCAGCUGUCGGAGACCGCCAACGGCUACCCGCGCAGCGUGUGCGUCAACACGCGCCAGAACGGCUUCUCGGGUGGCGUGGGCGCGCUGGGCAUCAUGAACAACCGCCUGGCGGAGACCAGCGCCUCCAGGUAGACCACCUGCCCGGCGCCCCGCAGCGCCAGGGCCCCGCAGCAGGCUGGUGCCGCUGGGCGUGGUUUGCUUUCCUUCUCUCCGACGCUGGCGCUUUCUUAAUCUUUAUCCAAUAAAAUGAAGCCAAAAAAAAAAAAUCCUUUU